GGGGAGGGGAGGGGAGGGGCGGAUCGGGGAGACCACUCCUCCUCCUCCUCCUCCUCCCCCCAGUCCCGCCCCCUCUUGCCGUCCGGGGCUGCUUCAACUUUGCCAAACGCCGAAACUUUUCCCUGCCCGAGCUGCAGCGACCCACCAUGUAGCAGCAGCCGCCGCCGCAGCCGGAGUGGAGAGUCCGCCCUCGCCGAGCGCGCACGGAGCAGCCGGGCGCAGCGCAAAAAGGCGCCGCGCAAAAGGCGCGCAGCCCGGGGAUCUUGCCCGGGCGAUGAGCAUGCGGAGCGCCCCGGGGGCGAGCGGCUUCCCGGCGUCGUCGUCGUCGUCGUAGCUCGGCUCGCUCCAGCCGGACGCUGCCAUGAGGCUGCUGGGGGUGGCCGAGGGCAACCCCCGGCGCGACCCGCCGCCGCCGCCGCCGCUUUCCCUGGAGGCGCCCCCGAGGAAGAGGCUCCCGGCCCCCGAAGAGCGCUGCGCCAGCCGCCCCCCGCCGGACGGAGCCGGGGCCGCCUCGGGGGGCGAGCCGGGCCACUUCGAGAGAGCCGCCCCAGGAGGAGGAGGAGGAGGAGGAGGAUGGUGCCGCGGUUGCCAAGCCAAGCUGGCCGAGCUCCAGAGGCAAGCGGGGAAGCUGGCCGCCGCCUGCAACUCCUUGGCCCCGCCGGACCCGCGAUUAUCAGCUUUAAUUUUCGACAAGCUUCAAGUGCCUGAAUAUUUACAGAAACCCAGGAGCGAAGGGGAAAACAGGUGUGAUGUUUGUGCGACCCACCUGAACCAGCUGAAACAAGAAGCCAUCCAGAUCGUCCACAGCCUCGACCCGGCCGGCUGCCAAGACGCAGCGAAUCCUGCCCACGGCUCCGUGGCAAUGGCCGCCGUGUUGCCCAGGUUGAACCCCCCAAACAUGGUUACUGUGUCUUCUCAGCGGGACUUGUCUCUCGUGGCCGGGCCGGUGGGUAGACCGCCUGGCAAAACGACAGGCCUUUUCUCCACAACGGAAAGGAAGAAAGGGAUCGGGUGGCCGCAAGCGGCGAGCAGUUUCCCAAACUCCAGCGUUCAAGUGACGGUGGGGCCCAGUGGCCUUAGCGGGGCGUUGAGCUCGGUAACGAUCCAGGCGCAGCAGUACCUCGAGGGGAUGUGGAGCAUCUCCCGAGUGAACAGCUUUCUUCCCCAAGCUUGUCUCGAAGCAACAACAGUGGAGUAUGGGAAAGAGGGUUCCCAUGUUCAAGUCGCCUCAGGACAGAACAGCUCUGACCAGAAUGGAACUGGCAGUUCUUUGGCCUCUCAGAGCCUCAUGACUCCUGCUGGCGUCUCUGCAGGUACUUCAGCUGCGGCGUCGUUCUUCAUAAGAGCUGCCCAGAAACUUAACCUGUCUUCGAAGAGGAAGAAGCACCACCCGCCUCUGCUGCACCCCCAUGACUUCUCCAUCUAUGCCACCAAUUUUAGUGGCAUCCUGCAGAUGUGUCCCCCUCCAGCACCGCCAUGCCUUUUGAGAGCUGUGUCGAAAGUCAAGGAUAACCCGGGGAUGGGAAAGGUGAAAGUGAUGGUGAGGAUUUGCCCCUCGCACGACACGUCGGAAUCCAUGUCAUUUCUCAAGGUGGAUCCGCGGAAGAAACAGAUCACGCUUUAUGACCCGUCUACAAUUGGCCCUUCCAACGCGGGCCACCGAAAAGGAGUUGUGGCCGUUCCAAAGAUAUUUGCCUUUGACGCGGUGUUCCCACAAGAUGCUUCCCAGGCUGAGGUGUGCUCUGGAACAGUAGCAGAAGUAAUCCAGUCUGUCGUGAACGGUGCAGAUGGUUGCAUCUUUUGCUUCGGUCAUGUCAAGCUUGGCAAAUCCUACACGAUGAUUGGAAAAGAUAACUCCACGCAGAGCCUCGGCAUCGUCCCCUGCGCUAUCUCCUGGCUUUUCAAAUUAAUCAAUGAGCGCAAGGAAAAGACAGGCACUCGUUUCUCGAUCCGAGUGUCUGCUGUGGAGAUCAGUGGCAAAGAUGAAAACCUUCAGGAUUUGUUAGCUGAAGUAGCUACCGGCAGUCUUCAGGAUGGGCAGUCCCCAGGGGUUUAUCUCCGAGAAGAUCCGAUAUGCGGGACACAGCUUCAAAAUCAAAGCGAGUUAAGGGCCCCGACGGCGGAGAAAGCUGCUUUUUACCUCGACGCGGCGCUGGCAGCCCGCAGCACUAGCAGGCCAGAGUGUGAUGAAGAGGAUCGGAGGAAUUCACACAUGCUGUUCACCCUCCACAUCUAUCAGUAUCGCAUGGAGAAGAGCGGCAAAGGGGGAAUGUCCGGGGGUCGCAGCCGUUUACACCUCAUUGACCUCGGGAGCUGCGAGAAGGUGCUAAGCAAAUGCCGAGAUGGAGGAGGAUCUCUGUGCCUUUCUCUUUCUGCCUUGGGCAGCGUCAUUCUAGCCUUAAUCAAUGGUGCUAAGCAUGUACCAUACAAGGACAACAAACUGACCAUGCUGCUGAGAGAAUCUCUUGGGAACAUCAACUGCAGAACCACCAUGAUCGCUCAUAUAUCAGAUUCACCGGCCAACCAUGCAGAAAGCCUCAGUACGAUUCAGCUUGCUUCACGCAUCCACAGAAUGAGGAAGAAAAAGUCCAAGUAUGCAUCAAGCUCAUCUGGAGGAGAAAGUUCAUGUGAAGAGGGCCACAUACGAAAGCCACACCUGAGACCAUUUCACCCACGGACCGUUGCUCUUGACCCCGACAUUCCUAUGCUGAGUUUAUCCAGUGAACCUUGGUGUCCUCAAACCUUGGCGAACAGUCCAUGACACCCGUCAUCUACGUUAUUUAGCAGUACAGCUUUGUCAGGGCGAGGAGCGACAGAUAACGAAGGCCCUCCGGAGUUUGUUCCCAUAAUCCCUUCCCUGAACAAGAAAAGAAGCAAAGAGAAUUUUGCCCUGGCUAAAAGCUCCGACAGAGACCAUUUCAAGUGCAACACCUUUGCAGAGUUGCAGGAGAGGUUGGAAUGUAUUGAUGGCAGCGAGGAGCCAGCUAAGUUUCCUAGCGGGGAGGCUCCUGCAGCCGCUUGCAGUAACAUGGUUCCAGGAAGUGCAGAAAAUGGACAGUCUAAAUCAAAACCAUCUUCUCCCUCCGGAGCAUUUAAAAAAGGAGUUUUGCAGGAAACAGGACCUCCCAAGAAAGGGCAUGUUUACUUCCAGCCCAAUGGUGGCUACCCAGAGAUGAAAGGAAUUCAUUUAAAAACAGAACACACCAAACAGCAAACCGCCGCAGAAAGCAACAGGGCGGAUUUGGAUGGGGAAAAGAAGACAAUGACGGAUUCUUACCAGUUGCCAACAUGCACUGCUUUUAUCAACCCAGAGCAAAACCAAGCUGUGGCCGAACCGGUGGUGAAAGAGAAAUUUCCGCACGCGAAAAGGCCUUUGCCCAGCCCCGCACCUCCACCUCCGCAGCAACAGCCGCCGCCUCUGUUGAGUGCCAAGCAAAAGCAUCCGCCUUUUGAUCACAGCCACGCGAUCCGGACGCCGCCUGUGGGGAUGAGUAAACAACCGACUGGCGAAUGUGCACCCGGUCCCGAAGGAAGCAUGUUUUCGGCAAGCAACGGCAACCUGGAUCAUCACGGGGAGGGCAUAGAAGUCCACCGGUUCCAGUCGUCCUUCCGGGGGAAAUGCUUUGACCGCGAUAUUCUGACGACCACGGUGACUUUGCAGCAGCCCGUGGAGCUCAACGGGGAGGAUGAGCUUGUCUUUACUGUGGUCGAGGAACUCUCCAUCAGCGGUAUUUUGGAUAAUGGGAGGCCUGCCAGCAUCAUUAGCUUUAACAGUGACUGCUCUCUACAAGCCCUUGCCUCUGGCUCUAGGCCAGUUAGCAUCAUUAGCAGCAUAAAUGAUGAGUUUGAUGCCUAUACCUCCCAGGCGAGUGCCUCAGGGGUCAACAUCGACAUUGUAGUGCCCUUUGCCGAGAACCCGUUCUCGAGCAGCAGCAGACGUUCCUCCAUCAGCUCGUGGCUAAGCGAAGUUAGUAUCUGUACGAUCGAGAGCGACAGAGGCCAGUUGGGUGACGGUUUCCUGGCCCAGUCUCCUUAUGGCUGUCACAAGUCUGAGGAACCUUUUAACUUGGGUGGUCCCAAUGGCCCUGUUCUUUUGAAAGCCACCCUGAACGACAGUGGGUUUUGUUUUUCAGAGUUGGAGAGCGAGAGCAUACAUUCAGGCAAAACAUCUUCAGGUGUCCACAGAAGCCCUCACAACCCUGACAUAACCAAAGUAUCUCUGACAGAAAGUACUCUUUGUAUCACUGACCUGCCAGCAAAAAUUACUCUUUCUCACUCGCCAAAUACACCGGUGAUUGAAACGAUACACUCCAGUCUUCCCCGGAGAACAAAAACUACCUCAUCUUCAACCCACAACAAUACCACUCUCAGUUGUAAGGAACUGCAAAAGCCGCACGUGAUGUUUGAAGAUCCUUGGCUGGUUCGUAUGGACAAUCACUUGGAAGCAAAAACUACGGACACUUUGCUGUCUCCGAAUUCCUCUGUGUUGAGCACUGAGAAACAGCCAGCGAAAUCUGGUCAACAUUUCGGUAGUUUGGCUAAGCCGACAAAAUCCCAGACAAUGCUAGCGUGUUCUCAGAGGGUCGUGGAUGGCUGUGAGAUGUCUGCCAAGCCUUCCUGCGGAGCUGCCAAAAAGUCCGAAGCCAUCACAAAGAUGCCACAGCUCAAAAGAGGAGCGACCACACUGGGUGUGGUUCCCGUCUCACGUGGCAACGGCCCGACUUCUGAAGGCAUGGGCCGGGGAAGUGCUGAAGCUGGUUUUGCCACCAGUAGCUUGAAGAAGAAGAACAUGCAACCAAAAUCAAGCAUGUUACCGAGGCCCAGUGGGACGAUCCCUCCAGCGCCUCCCGUCCGUAAGUCGAGCCUGGAGCAGAAAAAUGGUGGCAUAUUGAACGGGGGUGGGAAAGCUGCAGGACUGGACUCUUUUAGGGCCACUCUGGGAAAAGCGGAAGAUGAGAUUGAUUUGCCGUUGAGGGUUGGGUCGUGUGCCGCUGAAAGCACUGGCAGCAAAUGCAGCCUCAAGGGGGACCACUCUUUGCCAAAAGCCACAUCGAGUUUGAAGGCAAAGACAUCGAAAAGCGAAACCGUCCAUCGCUAUGGCAGCCACAUGUCCCUUGAAAGGUGUGAUAGCUUGACGUCUGUCGGAUCCAAGGCCACGUUGACGAAGGAAAACUGCAACGGUAGCAUUAGUAAUGGCCGAAAUGGUCGGCUGGUCCCGAGGCUGGGAGUUCCCCCUUCCUCUUCUGGUAUUACAUCACCUCCUUCGUAUACCUCACCUUUACCCUGCAAAAAUAAUCAGGCUAAAAGUGGAGCGAGCCAGAAAGCUCCAGCUAGUGGGAAUAAAAGCCGCAGCCUGUCCGCCAGCGGGUCCAAGUCCCUGAGCUCCUCUGUAAAGUCUUUAGCUCAGUCUGUCGGGAAGACGUCUAGCAUCCCCCUGAGUGGGAAAACGGCCCCACGCUCUGCGCAGGGGGGCAGCAGCAAACCAGGCCGGGGGACAAUUAUGGGCACCAAGCAAGCCAUCCGGGCAGCCAACAGCCGCGUAAAUGAGCUGGCGUUGGGCAGUCCCGUCAAGACGGGCCACUUCCGAGGUUCGACUGAUUCCGACAGCGGCAACGACAGUGGGAUUAACCUGAGUGAUGAGAAGUCGCAGACCUUGGCUCUGCCAUCCCCCUACAGCAAGAUUACUGCCCCGCGGAGGCCCCAGCGGUACAGCAGCGGACACGGAAGCGAUAACAGCAGCGUCUUAAGCGGGGAGCUGCCACCAGCGAUGGGCAGGACAGCUCUUUUCUACCACAGUGGUGGCAGCAGCGGUUACGAAAGCAUGAUGCGCGACAGCGAAGCGACGGGCAGCGCAUCCUCAGCUCACGAUUCUAUGAGCGAAAGUGGGAUAUCUUCACCGGGUCGCCUGAGAAGUUUGAAAUCUCCAAAGAAAAGAUCAACAGGGUUCCAGCGCCGUCGACUCAUCCCAGCCCCCCUGCCUGAUUCUUCAUCUCUGGGGAGAAAGCAGGGCGUCACUGGCCAGUGGGUGGAUCUACCACCUUUGCCGGGCACUUUGAAAGAGCCAUUUGAAAUAAAAGUUUAUGAGAUUGAUGACGUGGAACGAUUACAGCGACCCAGACAAGAAGAAGCUGAGCCUUUCCAGGAUGUUGAAAAGGUAAGUUAUAGCUUUGGAGUCUCCUAAUUGAAUAAUGUUCUGUAUUACAGAUACCAGCUGUACUUUCAGGCAUCAAACCUGCUGCCUCCUGCUGCUGUGUUAUGCCUCUGGUGUAGGGAAGGAGUAAAUUUGCAAGGGAGAAACUUUGGACAGGAGACAGAGUGCAAAACGCAUUUGCCGGGGAGGAGCUUCAGACAAGAGGGGAUUUCUCAGAGGAGGGAACAAUUUCAGGGCCCGAGGUUUGGGCAGGAGGAAAUUGCCAAAGGAAGGGAGCCUAUGCAGGGCAGGUGCUUCAGGCAGGAGGGGAUUUCUAAGGGGAUGGAACAAGUUCAGGGUAGGAGCUUCAGGCAGGGGGAGGUUGCCAAAGGAAGGGAGCCUAUGCAGGGAAGGAGCUUCUGGCAGGAGGGAAUUGUCAAGGGGAGGGAACAGUUUCAGGGAAGGAGCAUU
Molecule: messenger RNA, 6601 nt
Organism: Sphaerodactylus townsendi
Lineage: Eukaryota; Metazoa; Chordata; Lepidosauria; Squamata; Sphaerodactylidae
Gene: KIF26A
Product: kinesin family member 26A
Exons: 14
Biological process (GO): microtubule-based movement
Molecular function (GO): ATP binding; microtubule motor activity; microtubule binding
Source: RefSeq, a predicted model, not a curated record